Messenger RNA from Dermacentor silvarum, 804 nucleotides. RefSeq names its product membrane-associated progesterone receptor component 1 (gene MSBP). Bases 60 to 701 code for a protein of 213 amino acids. Gene Ontology annotation, cellular component: endomembrane system; membrane. The transcript has 3 exons. The record is from RefSeq and is a predicted model, not a curated record. NCBI's taxonomy places the organism in Eukaryota, Metazoa, Arthropoda, Arachnida, Ixodida, Ixodidae.
CAGAAAGUUGACAAAAGCGUAAAAGCGGCGAUCGCAGCGGCGGCUAGGCCGUAGCAGUCAUGGCGGAGCACAAGGCGGCGAAAGCGGCCGACGCUUCAAACACAGAGGAGGCGUCGUGGAGCGGCGUUUUGUCAGAGGUCUUCCUGAGCCCACUGAACUUGGUCCUUGCCUCCAUAUGCAUUUACUUGAUAUACAAGAUAUUCUUCAGCAGACACCACAGCCGGAGCUCCGAAGUGAAGCGUGAGCCCGAGCUUCCUCGUAUGAAGAAGCGGGACAUGACUCUCGAGGAAAUUCGUAAAUACGACGGCACUGGUGAAGACGGCCGGGUCCUCGUAGCUGUAAACGGAAAGGUUUUCGAUGUCACAAGAGGACGGCACUUCUACGGUCCAGGUGGGCCCUACCAUGCCUUUGCGGGCUACGACGCCUCCCGUGGUCUGGCCACUUUCUCUGUGGAGCGACCCAAGGACGGCUACGAUGACCUCUCUGACCUGAACCCAAUGGAGAUGGAGAGUGUGCGAGAGUGGGAGAUGCAGUUCACAGAGAAGUAUCACUACGUGGGACGCCUGCUAAAACCAGGUGAAGAGCCAACUGAUUACUCUGACGAAGAGGAGUCGUCUGCCGCUGACAGCCCUGCCAAGAAAGACGGUGGUGAUCCGUCAGCUGCUGUCUCGGGGGGUGAUGCUAAGGCACACGCGGACUGAGAGGUCCCACUUAUACACACGUUGCUGCCUCUGCCGUCGCCCAACUGCCAUGGGAACAUGUUUUCAUUUUGUCACUGUUUGUUUGCUUCUCCAACAUGUGUGU